AUGAAUACGACUCCCGCGCAAGCUGUCCUCCUUAACGCAGAUUUAUUACCCACAAUUUUAUCUGAUUUUGAUGAGAAUCAGGAUGAAAUGUUCCUUUACCUCUUUGUUAAUAAAACAUGGACCGCGCUGAUACGUAGACUUGUAUUUGAGCCAAUAAAGAAUAGAGAACAACCAUUAUUUGGGAAUGAUGAUCUUAAACUUUUCUCAAUAAAGUCCCAUAGAAUAACUCAUUUGACAUUAGGGCAGACAGACAACUUUUUUACGGCGGAAGCGGUGGCUGAACUUGUCAAAAACAAUCCAAAUUUAUUGGGUUUUGCAGCAACAAAACCAUGUUAUAACAUUGAAUGGUUAAAUAUAGCUCUAUCACCUAUAAUCAAUGGACAUUGUUUAAAAUUAACACAACUUGAAAUACAAAAUAUGCGACACUUUUUGAUAUUUAUGAAUUAUUGGCCGAAUGGAGAUUAUUCUGAUGACGCAGUUUCCCAAACACGUCACUUGAUUAAAGAGAUUGGUGUUAAAUGUCCCAUUUUUGCAUUAGACAUUAAUGUUCAUAUAGAUGACGAAAUGGCAGAGAUGUUAAUAGAAACAUUUAAGAAUUUAAAGAUCCUUCAUUGUGAGACAGUGUCAUGUUCAGCAUUAAAAAUUCUUUUACCUUUUUGUAAGAAGUUGAGAUGGUUAUCGGUAGCAUUUUCCGAAUAUCCUGAUAGUAAUGUUCAACGGGAGAUUGGUUCACAAUUUCCAAGUUUAGAUGCUUUGAAUUUAUUUCUCCCUCCAUAUGAUUGGGCAUCAUUUACGAAAGCUUUGGCUCCAAAUCAGACUAACCUUCGACGUAUAAACUUAUUUGGAUGUGAUUCAGUUACCGAUGAAGCAUUUUUACCGAUUGCCGAGUGUUGUCUAAGGUUGGAAUUUGUUGGCCUAAUUUGUUGUCAACAAUUAACUGAUGUGUCUGUCUCCGCUUUGGCUCGUAAUGUUAAUAAUAACCUUAAGAAUAUCAACAUGUGCAGGAUUCCAAAAUUAACAGAUGCAAGUAUAAUAGAGAUUGCUAAUAAUUGUCAUAAUUUAGUGAAAUUUGGAUUAGAUAAUUGUAGAAAGGUCACUUCACGUUCCCUAACAUUACUUGUACGUAAGUGUAAAUUCCUUACAGAGUUGAGCGGUGAUUAUCCUCGUAUCAUUGCAGCAAAGAUUGUUUCAACAUUAGCAACGCAGGGUAAUACAAAAUUACAAGUUUUGCAGAUUCAUAGUAGACAUGAUCCUGAGACAAAUACGGUUGAGGGAAAGAAAUAUCGAAGAUUUGAUUUGGGAUUGUUGGAAAAACUUGCAGAGAAAUGUCCAAAAUUGAGAGAAUUAGAACUUAAAUGUUAUAUCACAGGUUUAUAUCCGAAUUCGUUAAUAAAUGUAUUAUAUAAAUUACGUAAUUUGGAGAAAUUAUUCAUGGAACCCAAACAAAAUUUAACCCGUGAACAUAUAAUGAAAUUAGAAAAUCAUCCACGGUUAAAGGAAGUUAGAUUUGAAGGAGGAUGUAGUGAAGAUGCUAUGUUAUAUAUAAAAGAACGUAACAAAAACCGAAAAGGAAUGUUUAUACACGUAAAACCUACAUAUUAG
This is a messenger RNA of Funneliformis caledonium, 1602 nucleotides long. The record is from the annotation of a GenBank genome assembly. NCBI's taxonomy places the organism in Eukaryota, Fungi, Glomeromycota, Glomeromycetes, Glomerales, Glomeraceae.